CUUAGCCAUUGCAAUCUCCGCCAACCAACAGAACUCUCAACCUGAGCGACCACCAGCCACCUGAUCGCCCUCCUCCUCCCUCCUUUCCCCGGCCCGCUCGCCCCCAAUGUCUGACUCUGACUCUCGGACUGAGAAGCGCAAGAAAAAAAGACCAAAUGGCAAAGCAACCGUCAGAUCUAAAUUCUGAGUGUGACAGAGAAGGUGGACAAUUGCAGCCUACAGAAAGGCCUACUCAGCCUCAGCAACUCAGACAAGGGGCCCCUACCUCUAUACAAACACAGUAUCAAGACAGGAGUCCAGCGCCUAUGAGUUGUGAUAAAUCUACACAAACUCCAAGCCCUCCUUGUCAAGCCUUCAAUCAUUAUCUAAGUGCAAUGGCUUCCAUGAGGCAGUCUCAAUCAAUACCUGCAGAUAUGCGGCCAGAAAUUUGGAUUGCGCAAGAAUUGCGCCGUAUUGGAGAUGAAUUUAAUGCUUCCUAUUAUCCAAGAAGGGGAUUUUUGGAUAAUAACUAUCAAGGAGCGGGUGACCAUCACCAAAUGGUUAUUUUACGCCUGUUACGUUACAUCAUCCGCCUUGUUUGGAGAAUGCAGUGACAAUUAUUUGAGAAGCAAGGAGUGCACAGAUUUUUUUACUUGCUACAAAUCAUCAAGUA
Messenger RNA from Gracilinanus agilis (Agile Gracile Mouse Opossum), 652 nucleotides. It is a transcript of the gene BCL2L11, whose product is annotated as BCL2 like 11. Gene Ontology annotation, biological process: meiosis I. The transcript has 5 exons. Lineage: Eukaryota; Metazoa; Chordata; Mammalia; Didelphimorphia; Didelphidae. The record is from RefSeq and is a predicted model, not a curated record. Bases 156 to 593 code for a protein of 145 amino acids.